AUGCCGUGUGAGGAGGGCUGCUGCCCACGCGAAAAACGCGACGUCGCCGACGCGCAUCUCGGCUGGGCCCCGUGCGCCGAGCCGCAGGAGGUCUCCCCCCCGCCGGAGGAGGAGUACCUGGAGAUCGACUACGACUCGGGGAUCGAGGAGAGCUCACAGUACGUCUUCAGCCAGCGACCGUAUUGCCGCAACAUGGCGGCUGCAUGCUGCAGCCACGAUAAUGAGGAGAAAAACGAGUGCAGUGGAGGCUGUGCGCGGGAGCAGAAGCAGCACGAUAAGGGACCUUACGCGUGCGAUCAACCACCUGUGUUUCGCGGGUGGCGGCUGCAGCAGCAGCAGCAGGAGGAAACUCUUCCACCUGGCUGCGGACGCGCCGCGCUUGUUAUCUUACUGAGCGAGGCGCACCGCAGGCACCUUGCACACCUCCGUUGCCGCGGCACCUCAGAGGAGGGUGUCGCGGAGGCGCGGCGACGUUGGCGCACCGUUUCCGAUCGUCUCCUGGAGGAGUUCGAGGAGUGGGGCUAUUUCGCCGCGCGCAUGAAGUUCCACAAAAUGUAUCUUUUCGAUUUGGUGGACAACUUCUUUGACUCUGGUUCUCGCGUAAUCGAGCUGCAACGGAACAAGGAACACGUUUUAAGGCGGCUGGGGGAGCUGAAGAAGCGGAACCAGUUCUUUCUGAAGCCUGAGGCCGAGCUGCCCUUGGUACACGCCGCCGCUCCUGCCCGAACGGCGGGCGAGGGAGCGGCGACGGCGAGGCCCACCGCAGCCGCGGCGUCGCUUACUGUGAUGACCGUGGCGCGCCUGAACGAGCUCCCUUGCACCGCAUGCCAGAAGCAAUUGGAGACGGAGCCCGGCGACAUUUUGUCACCUUCGCUCGACUCCUCACUGGGGAGCGGUGGAGGGGCGAGCAGCUCACCGUGCAGCAGCGACACGGAGGAGGAUGGUGACGCGUGUUGCAGUCCACCCACUACAAGCUAUGGCUCGUGGCUCCCAGCGCCUUGCCACUGA
Molecule: messenger RNA, 1008 nt
Organism: Trypanosoma conorhini
Lineage: Eukaryota; Euglenozoa; Kinetoplastea; Trypanosomatida; Trypanosomatidae
Exons: 1
Coding region: 1-1008 (335 amino acids)
Source: RefSeq, a predicted model, not a curated record